GAUCUCAGAACAAUACAUCGGUGUUGUCUCAAGAGUCGCUCGCCUUCCAGCGCAGUCAAAUGGCGCCGCUCCAGAGAGUCAGAACAACCAGUCCGAUCAUCUGAUUUUCAUUAGAGGACAAAAACCGCUUCUUUGGGAUUUCGUCUAUUAUUGGUUUUGUAUGCUGACUUGCGUCUUCUGUGAGCUGUGAUUUGUUAAUAUAGCUGCGACAAAUGCUGGCUUAUAAAACGCUGAGCAUAUUUAUUCAUGAAGCUGAUAUCCUUCUAGUAACGGAUUGACAACUGAUAUUUAACCCAAGCGUCCCAGAUUCGAGUACCAUGAGCAGCUCCCGCUACGAACCCAGCUGUGAUGUUGACCUGGUGCCCCUUCUGUCCUGUAAACUCUGCCUGGGAGAGUUUCCCGUGGAGCAGAUGACCACCAUCUCCCAGUGCCAGUGCGUGUUUUGCAGUCUGUGUUUGAAGCAUUAUGUUGACCUGCUCAUUAAAGAAGGCCUCGAAGCGGCCAUUAGCUGUCCAGAUUCUGCCUGCCCGAAGCAGGGACAUUUACUGGAAAAUGAGAUUGAAUGUAUGGUGGCUGCUGAGGUCAUGCAGCGUUACAAGAGACUCCAGUUUGAGCGUGAGGUGCUUUUGGAUCCUUGUCGGACCUGGUGCCCAUCCUCCUCAUGCCAAGCGGUGUGCCAGCUAAAGGAAGAUGACGUGCAAGCGGCGCAACCGGUGCAGUGCCCUCAGUGCAGCCUGCGUUUCUGCUCGGCCUGCAGGGCAGACUGUCACACAGGUCAGGGGUGUGCGGAGAGCCUUCCUAUUACCACCUUCCUGCCCGGGGAGAAUAGUUCUAACCUGAAGAAUCAGGACGACGAGGCUCCGAUCAAACUCUGUCCCAAGUGUAAAGUGUACAUAGAGAGAGAUGAAGGCUGCGCGCAGAUGAUGUGCAAGAACUGUAAACACGCCUUCUGCUGGUACUGCCUGGAGUCACUUGAUGAUGACUUCCUACUGAUUCACUAUGAUAAAGGACCCUGCCGGAAUAAACUGGGUCACUCCAGAGCCUCCGUCAUCUGGCAUCGGACACAGGUUGUAGGGAUCUUUGCUGGUUUCGGUCUCCUCUUGCUGGUGGCCUCCCCCUUCCUUCUUCUGGCGACUCCCUUUGUGCUUUGCUGCAAAUGCAAGUGCAAACGUGGUGACGACGACCCUCUUCCUACCUAGAGGUCCUUUCCACCUUCAGGAGGUCACUUUCGGCUCAGUCCACGUCUCUGAGCUGUCUUUGUAGCCUCAGCUGGGGCACUGAUGUGAGACUCAGGCCUUCCGUCUUAUCUGAGCUGAAAUUGAGAAGCAGAUCAAGACACAAAGCAGGUCUGUCGUGUUUGGAGACCUUGUUUGAUGCAGGACAAACUGGUUGUUUUAUAGGGUUUGCACAUUGUUAUGGCUUUCUUCAAUCUUUUACACGGGUUGUCUUGUAUCUUUUCUACACCUCAUUAUUUACCUUUUUUUUACUUUGUGUGACAUUAAAGGGACAGUUCACUUAGAAGCAUUCUGUCAUUUACACACCUUCAUGUCAAACUUUUUUAAUAUUUUCCACAUGAUGAAAGUAGAUAAGGACUGUGGAUAGAUUUAUUGGACUGUAGAGGUAUAUUUUAGCCUCUGUUAACUAACUUUUGUGUAAAAUACAAAGGGAGUUAAAUCACACGGAGGGUGAGCAAACAAACAGAAUUUUUGUCUUUUUACAUUAACUGUCCCUUUAAGACCUAUAAUCUAAAUGUAUUUUUGAUGUUGUUUAUCCUGGGAUACCACACACAUCUUUUUGGUAGCAUAGUAGCAUGUAUUUCUGCAAAGUUUUCUAGUCAAAUUGCAAAUGCAUGCCGGAGGCUGAGAGUAUUUUACUUAUUAGACAGGCCAAAGCAAAACCAAGACUCCCAGACAGAAGAGCCUCUAUAGAUCCUACCACUUUCUUCUACUGUAUAGACUUCUACUGUAUAGACUUCCUUAUGCUUGUUCUUCCAUUUGAAUCACUUUGCACCACAGACGUAGCAAACAUGCCACCUGAUGCCUUGUCAGAGCUUGUAGGGGUUGGGUGCUACAGAAAGAUUUAAUAUCCUGGUAUCAGUCAGUCGGACACAUAUCAAUCACCGUUUCAAAAACAAGCAAAUAUUUUGUAACACUUUUCACAUUUGAACAGUCCUGAGUGAUGUCAUGUACAGAAAAUUAUUAAUAUUAAACGUGUUGGUUUUUGUUUAUCCAAACUGUUGAUUGUGACUCCAACCUGCAUUACCAUGUGCCUGCCAAUUUAGGUCAGAGUAAUCAGGUCAGUGAAGAUUAACUUUUGUACAUUUCAGGUCGCGCUGAGAGUUGUUUUGCUAUUAUAUAUAUAUAUAUUACAUAUAUUUAGUAUAUUAUUUAUUUUUCGGGAGUAAUGUUUCGGAUUGCCAAAUGUGACAUGUAAGCCUGUGUGCUACGCAUGCAUUAAUAUUUGUGUGUUUAGCACAUUAAUAUUUGGUUGAUGAUGGGAACACCUAGUUUUUGGUUGUUGUAUUUCGAUAAUUGCGCCUUUCAUUUUUUUCAUGUUUUGCACACUUUUGUAAGUGUAUGAAACACUUUGUAAGCAACUGUAAAGUAUAUAAGUUACAUGUUUUUCUUGUUAAAUAUAUUAUUAUGCUUCAGUACACUUGGUUUUGCUUUCUUGUGCAUUAAAACACAUCUUUUAUUAAUACCUCCAACUUAACAGUUGCAUCUCACAUUUAUAAAAUACAAUUUCUUUCAUAAACAAAAUACUUCAAUUAUAUAAUGUACAUGAAUGAACAGAUGUACACUACUGGUCAAAAGUUUUUGGGCACUUACUCAUUUGUGUGUUCAUAUUUUUCCACACUUUAAAAUAAUAAUAUACUCAUCGAAAUGAAAUAAAACAAAAGGAACUAUGGAAAUUAUG
Molecule: messenger RNA, 2916 nt
Organism: Triplophysa rosa
Lineage: Eukaryota; Metazoa; Chordata; Actinopteri; Cypriniformes; Nemacheilidae
Gene: rnf144ab
Product: ring finger protein 144ab
Exons: 8
Coding region: 318-1199 (293 amino acids)
Biological process (GO): ubiquitin-dependent protein catabolic process; protein polyubiquitination; positive regulation of proteasomal ubiquitin-dependent protein catabolic process
Cellular component (GO): cytoplasm; Golgi apparatus; ubiquitin ligase complex
Molecular function (GO): ubiquitin conjugating enzyme binding; zinc ion binding; ubiquitin protein ligase activity
Source: RefSeq, a predicted model, not a curated record